CACACACAACACCAAAGGGCACUCAAAACACUCAUACACACACACACACACACACACACAACUCAUAUACACACGUACACAAAACACAAGAUGACACUCAAGACUCACAUUAACAACACCAACUUCGACUUCGAAAAUUGUACCGAAGAGACGGUCAACAUGCUCGACCUCAAGAUAGACACAGGGCAUAGUAGCAUCAGCUUUAGCUCUCAGCCGAUGUCGUGCCCGUCCUCGUGCCCAUCAACAACCGGGAGCUUCUCGUCAGCAUCCUCACUAUACGAUCCCUUCACACCUACGUCCAGGACUUCCACCCCUCCCCAACCCAUCAAUUAUGAUCCCUCCCCAUCCUCAUGCGAGGAGGAUUGCAUCAUGUUCCAAUUCACCCCACCGCCCUCGGCCACGUCCACCUAUUUUCCCAUGGAGCUGAAGCCGACGGUGGCUCCCAACAUGCUGACCCACGGCCUGCCCACAACGCCCUCGCGGUGCAACAACCUGUUUGACAAUACACUGUCACUCCAGGGGCCACUGGAGUUUGCCACACCGACACAAGACAUCGAAGCCGCCUACCAUAGCCUUCCUGACAGCCUCGGGGCCUCCCCCUUCAUGAUCCCCACGCCCCCACCACAGUUUGGUGGCCCUGGGAACAACUCUGCCACACCCAGCUGCGACCUCAGCUCCAUGUGGGGGUCGCACAGCGAUG
This is a messenger RNA of Cryphonectria parasitica EP155, 700 nucleotides long. RefSeq lists its product as uncharacterized. The record is from RefSeq and is a predicted model, not a curated record. NCBI's taxonomy places the organism in Eukaryota, Fungi, Ascomycota, Sordariomycetes, Diaporthales, Cryphonectriaceae. The annotation marks the transcript as partial. The transcript has a single exon.